Messenger RNA from Chondrus crispus (carragheen), 186 nucleotides. RefSeq lists its product as hypothetical. The coding region runs from base 1 to 186 and encodes 61 amino acids. Lineage: Eukaryota; Rhodophyta; Florideophyceae; Gigartinales; Gigartinaceae. The transcript has a single exon. The record is from RefSeq and is a predicted model, not a curated record.
AUGCAGCCCUUGCCUAUGGCUUUUGGUCUGUUCAGCAGAGAACGGUCUGUUCAGCAGAGAACGUCAAGAGAUAUUGCCGCUUUUACGUUUUUGAUAAGUCGCAAUGUUUUGCUUUCAUGUUACGGUGGCACUGGCGCCCUCCAAUUGAAACCCCGGCUUUCAAGCAAGUUCAGACGUCUUGUAUAA